Molecule: messenger RNA, 1143 nt
Organism: Myxozyma melibiosi
Lineage: Eukaryota; Fungi; Ascomycota; Lipomycetes; Lipomycetales; Lipomycetaceae
Exons: 1
Coding region: 237-1046 (269 amino acids)
Source: RefSeq, a predicted model, not a curated record
UCGCAUAAAAUCUAGGGUGACUUAACUAAUUUUUUUCAAACAGAUAAAUAAUAUUGCUUUGCUUCCUAAAAGCUAUAGAGCAGCAAAAACACACAGUUCACGACAAAUUUCACUUUAUAACUCCCACGAAACGUCAUUGCAGAACUAUAAAAAAUUGCCUUUCGCUUAAUUUCAGGGCCCUCCUAAAGAUCACCAUCGCCUGGCUGUCCCUGUCAAGUGUUUUAACAAAACCAGAUAUGGCCAGACUACGACGGAAAUAUCCGCCUAAGCAAUUACGACUUCCUGAAGCGGCGUACCGGGGCUCUGUUAAUGCGUCGAUUCCGCCUACGAAUAUUGUACAGGGACGCACUGAGCCGACGGUAACCGUCGCGGGCCGCGGCGGAUAUUACACCCCAGCGCAAGAUAACCAAGCGCUGGCGACAUGGUCGGAGUCGUCGCCUGUUUCUCUACAGCCUUUACUAUCGCGGACUUCGAUCUCGAGUCUGUUGUCGGGGAGCAGUUUGGGCACGUUCUCGUUGCAUCAGAGUAUCAGAUCCGCGGAGGCGCCGGCGUCGAUCGGAGGAGAUUCGGGAGGUGAAGGGCAGUGUUCGAAGGGGUUGCGGACGAUGCGGGGACUGUAUGAGGAAGAUAUGAGGGCGCAGCAAAGGCAGCAGAUUUCCGUUGGCUCGCAUCUAGUCAGACGAAGUGCUGCUCGCGCAGGCCCCGCUGGCUUGAGGACAGAAUCCGCCACGAAGAUCACCUCCAUCACCAAUGUAAGUGCGACCCUCCUCCUCCUCCUAAGCCAAUAUCUAACCACCACCAUACAGCGCACCACAGAUAAAUUCACUUUCACCACAAACCCACCACAGCAAAGCCAACAAGGCAAACUCGUCCGCCACAGCCACAGCAACGCUACUACUGCGACAAACUACUUCGCGCCGUCGUCAAAACCGACGAGUCCGGCUAGCAGUAUACCCGCGCAACCGUCGAAUCUCUCGCGGAGGUUGUCGAUGGCGUGGAAUAUUGCUUCUACAAAGUCUUCGGUGCUGUCUUUUCACCAUAGGUGAUUGUAGUGUGAUUUCUAGUAUUUUUCUUGUUUUUAUGCACUCGGUUUUGAGCAAAUAGGUUGUUGUUUUCCUGGGAUAUUGGCUUAUUUAAUAAUGC